Messenger RNA from Linum tenue, 1786 nucleotides. The record is from the annotation of a GenBank genome assembly. Lineage: Eukaryota; Viridiplantae; Streptophyta; Magnoliopsida; Malpighiales; Linaceae.
AAGCGGUUCAUCCGGUUGACAGGUCGAACCGCUCUUUCCCUAUUUUGGCAACUAACUAACUAACCGUCCAAAUCGAAACCCUAACCUAAACUCCCAAGAAGAUAUAUGUUCCUUCCGCUCUUUCCUCCAUUUUCUCCCCACAUUGAUCCCAGCUGCUUUGCCUUCGGCUCCCCUCUCGUGACUGCCUCCUUCACUGCGUCUCAGUUGUGGCAGCUUCGGUUGCGCGGCGGAGCACAGAUAAAAGCUCUCGUGGAUCCCCGCGGUGCUCUGGGUAGUUUACUGCAGAUAUGCACACUAUUCACCGCGUAAUAUCUCGGUUAUCCUCAACCACGGUGUGCAGUAGUACACCUGCAUCGAGAUUUCUAAAGGAAACAAGUGCUACAUCUGCAUUUGGUGCUGAAGCAAGUCAAUUCAUUAGGGCACGUGGCUUUUCUUCACAGUCGGGCGGUAGUGGUGGUGGUGGUGGAAAUCAGGGAACGAACGAUUGGGAAAAUUCUGCUGCAGGUGGAUCGUCCUUCGGUUCGACCGGGUCUGAUGAUCUGGGAUGGGACUCUGUUUCAUCAUGGUCAACUGGAUUGACCAAGGAUCAUUUUGAUGGGGAGAUGGUUGGCAAGAUGGCAAGUUCAACUGGCAAGGAAAACACAGCUUCUCAGUCGUUGAAGAUAUUUGAGUUGCAGGAUCUUGAUGAUAAGCUAAACGAACUGGAUGCAGAGAACAAGAAAGGGAGGGCUUUUGUUAAUGGAUGGGGGGAGAGAUUACGCGAAAUAAGUGGGUUGUUGAAGCAAGUAGAGGAGCCUGGUGCUAGAGGAUCUUAUCUUAAGGAUUCAGAGAAGGCAGAGAUGUAUCGGUUGCACAAAGAGAACCCUGAAGUGUACACUGUUGAGAAGCUUGCCAAGGACUACAGAAUCAUGAGGCAGAGAGUGCAUGCCAUUCUCUGGCUCAAGGAAGAGGAGGAAGAGGAGAGAAAGCGUGGUCGUAUCCACGAUGACUCAGUCGAACUUUUGCUUGAUACCUGCCCAGAAUUUUUCAAUUCCCAUGACAGAGAGUUUCAUGUAGCAUCUCUUCCUUACAAACCUGAUUUCAAGGUGAUGCCCGAGGGUUGGGAUGGUACAACUCGGGAUCCAGAUGAAGUCCACUAUGAGAUAUCCAUGAAAGAAGAUGAAAUGCUGUACCAAGAGUUUGUCCAGAGGAUGGAAUUCAACAAAAUGAAAAUUGCUGGGAAGGUUAAAUGCCACAAAUAUAGUAGGCGGCGCCCAUCUGAAGGCUGGAACUUCACGGUGGAGAAAAUGGGCCCUCAAGGAAAGCGUGGAGGUGGCGGUGGCUGGAAGUUUGUAAGUUUACCAGAUGGCUCCAGCCGACCUCUAAACGAGACAGAGAAAGUAUAUGUGAAGCGAGAGACUCCACGACGGAGGCGCAAGAUUUUCCCAUGAUUUCAUUAUCAUCAGAUUCCGACGGCAAGGGUUAUUGAUUAGGGAGUAGUCUGGGAAUAUCUUCAGUGAUACGAGCUUGGGGGUAAUCACUCUGUAUAAUAAGAAUGAAAGGAAGGCAGUUGGAGCUGGGUUCAUUUGUUUUUCUCUUUUCUUUGAUGUACUGGAAAAUGGGUGAAAUCUAGCCCUCUUUAACUAUACAUUCAAACAAUUUCCUUCCAUUCUUGGUUUACAGUUGAUAUAAACACAGAGAAAAAUACUCGUCUUAGGCCGUCUUCAAUCCUCGGGUGGAAGCUUGUAUAUGCCAUAACCAGUAUUUUGUAGGACCCUUUAUGGCUCUCUCUGCACAACUUUUCAAA